Molecule: messenger RNA, 297 nt
Organism: Trypanosoma grayi
Lineage: Eukaryota; Euglenozoa; Kinetoplastea; Trypanosomatida; Trypanosomatidae
Exons: 1
Coding region: 1-297 (98 amino acids)
Source: RefSeq, a predicted model, not a curated record
AUGUCGGGAAUGGCGAAGUCCGUCACCUUCAUCACAGCAACGCAGCUGCCGUGGCGCUUGUCCAAAUGCACCGUCGACCGCAUCACCCCAAGCCGCGCCUCAAUGUUCCGCGACUUGUUUGAGAGCUCCUGUGCGUCGCCGGCGAGGAUGAUGCGCGGUAGCCGCCACAGCAGGUGCAGCGAGAAGGUGCCGUUGUCCACCAUCUUUCCCGCCGCGCGUGUGAGCCACUCGCGACGCUCUCGCAUGACGCCCAGGUUGGAGAUCUUUGCGAUGGGCUGCUCGGGGCCGGUGCAGUAA